AUGACAGGGAAGAAAUCUAUUUCUGUUUCAAUGUUUUUUAUGGUUUUAGGUAUGCUAGUAACACCAUUGUUUUCACGACAAAUUGAUGACAUAACAUGCCCUGAAGCUCUUUUGUCAUUGUUGCCAUGUCUUCCAUUUCUGCAAGGAACUGGUCCUCCUACACCUCCGAGUAACUGUUGUGAUGCUUUAGGUAAUUUGAAUCAAAAGGCCAACACCCCUCAGAUUCGAAAAGAUGUUUGCAAUUGUCUCAAACCUGCUGCGUCAAGAUUUAAAGUUAACCCAGAUAGAUCAAAACAACUGCCACCACUUUGUAACAUUAAACUUUCAGUUCCUUUUGACCCUAGUGUCGAUUGUAACACGUAA
Lathyrus sativus (Indian pea) is the source of this 363-nucleotide messenger RNA. The record is from the annotation of a GenBank genome assembly. Lineage: Eukaryota; Viridiplantae; Streptophyta; Magnoliopsida; Fabales; Fabaceae.